This is a messenger RNA of Auanema sp. JU1783, 822 nucleotides long. NCBI's taxonomy places the organism in Eukaryota, Metazoa, Nematoda, Chromadorea, Rhabditida, Rhabditidae. The record is from the annotation of a GenBank genome assembly.
AUGAAUCGCACGCUAGUCUUCAGGAACUUCUCGUUUUUACCUAAAGGUCGGCAACUCUCUGUCACAUCGGCAGUGAAUAAGCAAGACUUGAAAAAACAACACUGGAAGAAAGAUGUAGUUUAUUUGUAUCAGUUUCCUCGACCAGCUGUUUUGCCAAACUUUUCUCCAUUCUGUCUGAAGGUCGAAACCUUUCUUCGUGUACACAACUUGAAACAUGAGGUAAUCGGAAAUUACUUCCAACGGUCACAGAACGGUUUGCUUCCAUUCGUCGAGCUCAAUGGCAAGCAAGUUGCAGACUCUCAGAUUAUUCUUUGGUAUCUUCAAAAGCAUUUCGAGAUUUCGCAUGGCGUUAAUACCGCUGAAGAGUUAGCAGUUGUAAGAACAGUCGAUCGAAUGGUUUCAGCUCAUACCAAUGUUUUACUUCAACACGAUGCUGUUGUGCAGAACGCGAAAACAAUGUUGUCGAGACCCGUAAGUGGUUUGAUGCUUCCAGCCUUUGUUACGAACUAUUUGGCUAAAGGGUUUUCAGCUAAGGCUAAGCGACGCGUCAAUGGAGUGUUAGGAAACUUAUCUCGCGAUGACCGUAGGGAGUCUCUCAAACAAGAUAUAGCUGCCUUGGAUGCUAUUCUAGGUGACAAGAAGUUCCUGUUCGGUGACCGAAUGACUAUUGCUGAUUGUUCCACCUUUGCACAUGUCGGUAUCGCCUCAUCUCUUCCUUAUAGACAGCAUAUCACCGAUCUUUUGGAAGAUGAUUUCCCACGCCUACGCAACUACAUCCAACGGAUUCGAACACACUAUUUCCAAGAUUGGAAAGAUUUAUAA